Messenger RNA from Eleginops maclovinus (Patagonian blennie), 1006 nucleotides. Its product is annotated as large ribosomal subunit protein eL8-like. Gene Ontology annotation, molecular function: RNA binding. Lineage: Eukaryota; Metazoa; Chordata; Actinopteri; Perciformes; Eleginopidae. The record is from RefSeq and is a predicted model, not a curated record. Gene Ontology annotation, cellular component: cytosolic large ribosomal subunit. Gene Ontology annotation, biological process: ribosome biogenesis; maturation of LSU-rRNA.
AUGCAGGGCAGGCCACAGUAUGCUAGUAAGAUAUUGGAGAAGCCGAGCCGAGAGAGACGGACGCGAUACCCCCGGCCCACCAACCCCAAACAACUCGCCCCCUCCUCCAAUCCUCCGCACAGCACGGAGCGGAACGACGCAGGUCUGGAGGAGGAGGAGCGACACGGAGCGACACAGCCUAAGGGAAAGAAGGCUAAGGGGAAGAAGGUGGCACCAGCCCCUUCCGUGGCCAGGAAACAUGAGGCCAAAAAAGUAGUCAACCCCCUCUUCGAGAAGAGGCCAAAAAACUUUGGCAUCGGUCAGGAUAUCCAGCCCAAGCGUGACUUGACCCGCUUUGUGAAAUGGCCUCGUUACAUCCGCCUGCAGAGGCAGCGCUCCAUCCUCUACAAGCGUCUGAAGGUUCCCCCUGCAAUCAACCAGUUCACCCAGGCUCUGGACCGUCAGACCGCCACACAGCUGUUCAAGCUGGCCCACAAGUACAGGCCAGAGACAAAGCAGGAGAAGAAGCAGAGGCUGCUGGCCCGUGCUGAGCAGAAGGCUGCUGGAAAGGGAGACACCCCGACCAAGAGGCCCCCUGUCCUCCGUGCUGGGGUGAACACUGUCACCUCUCUGGUGGAGAGCAAGAAGGCCCAGCUCGUCAUCAUUGCCCACGAUGUGGAUCCAAUUGAGCUCGUCGUCUUCCUGCCCGCUCUGUGCCGUAAGAUGGGUGUCCCCUACUGUAUUGUGAAGGGCAAAGCUAGACUGGGCAGACUGGUGCACAGAAAGACCUGCACUUCAGUCGCCUUCACACAGACCAACCCUGAGGAUAAAGGUGCACUUGCCAAGCUUGUGGAAGCCAUCAAGACCAACUACAAUGACAGAUAUGAGGAGAUCCGUCGUCACUGGGGGUGGUAUCAUGGGCCCCAAAUCCACAGCCCGCAUUGCCAAGCUGGAGAAGGCAAAGGCCAAGGAAUUGGCCACCAAGCUUGGUUAAACUGUUUGGAAUAAAAAAAUAUGUGUCCUAAAA